CGGUGGUUCGCUAUGUUGCACGCGAGCUAGUUGACUGGCAUACUCAGUGAGAUAACUUGUAUUCUGGCUAGCUGUAUCUAUCUGUCUGCUUAGCUAAUUCUGUGCGGUACAGCGUAUGGGAGGCAGCUCUCAAGCAAGCGAGGUAGUUCCACGAAAGGCAGACAGCCAGGAAGCCAGCUUUGCGAGCUAUCUGCAGUUAGAGAAUGAGUGAAUGUCAUUACCGCAAACGACACGGCUCUCUACUCUAGUUAGCGAGCUAACAGAACCCAUAGCCAGGCAGCAGUGGUGAGAGAGGUUAUAGAGCGAGGUGGGGGUGUAAAUGGUCGGGCUGGGCGAGUGAGAGUUGUGCGCGGUGUCCUUGCUCGUGAGGGAGGGGUGAUAGUGUGAAAGAGAAGGGAAAGCGGACUGUCGACCAGAAAUGACAAGGCGAACCAGAUAGCUGGCGAGUUACGACAUAGCUGGGUUUGCUUUGCCCCAAUGUCGGCGUCGUCCGACCGCAACUAUGCAGAAGAAAAGCGGAUUAACGACAAUAAACGACAAAUUAAUUAGGUGCAACGCACUGGCAAAUUCAUAUGCACCGCGGGCAAGCCCACAGCCUCAAGAAGCAGCUUGCAUUUUACGGACACGGUUCGCUGUACUGUUGCUUAGAAAAAGAAAUUGAAAACAAAUUCCAUCUCAGCCACAUCAUGCACGUAUGUGGACACAUGAAGAUUUGCCAAAAAAGCUAAAGAUAAGAAGAGAGAGGCUCAGUUUUUCAGGAAGAAGCAGUCGCGCGAGGGAAGAGAAGGCCGUGGAUUGGAGUACGGCGAUGGCGGGAACUCAGGCGAGCCUGAAAGCCCCUUUCAAGGACCUGAGCUCGUUCAAGGGCAGCAUGAAGAGGCUGUGGCGGGAGAGGGUGGAGGACGCGCCCAUCAAAAAGCGGGUGAUGGCGGAGAUGAAGCUGAAGCGCAGGGGCCAGGACGGGCCGCCCCGAACGCCGAAGGUCAAGCGGGAGAACCCGGAGGAGCGCGCCUGCGAAAUGGAGGAGGGGGGCGGGAGGCGGGAGCACCUGGCGGCCGGGUGCGGGGCCAAGGCCCUGGACCUGAGCCCGGGGCUGAAGCGCACGCUGGCCCAGUUCACCCUCAGCAGCCAGAGCUCGCUGGGCGGGCCCGCUGCCUUCUCGGCGCGCGGCGGGGGCCAGGACGGGGCCUCGCCCGCCGUCCUGGUGCCCCUCCCCUCCCCGCCCGUCCUGGGCGGGGGCCCCCUCCUGGUGCCCUGCGACAGCUCCACGGAGCUCACGCACUCGCUCCUGGAGGGGGAGUCCAUCUCCUGCUUCAUGGUGGGCGGGGAGAAGAGGCUGUGCCUGCCGCAGGUGCUCAACUCGGUGCUGCGCGAGUUCUCGCUGCAGCAGAUCAACGCCGUGUGCGACGAGCUGUACGUCUACUGCUCCCGCUGCGACGCCGAGCAGCUGAGCAUCCUCAAGGUGCUGGGCAUCCUGCCCUUCAACGCGCCCUCCUGCGGCCUCAUCACGCUCACCGACGCCCAGCGCCUCUGCAACGCCCUGCUCCACCCCGGCGCCGCCCUGCCGCGCGACCCCAGCGGCAAGCACCCCGCGCACGGGCCGCUGAAGGAGGGCGGCGAGGCCGGCUUCCAGGUGGAGCACCAGUGCCUGGGCAAGUGCCAGGGCCUGUUCGUGCCCCGCUUCUACGGGCGGCCCGACGCGCCCUGCAUCCAGUGCGCCGAGUGCCAGCUGCUCUUCGCCCCGCAGAAGUUCGUCAUGCACUCGCACCGCUCGCCCGACAAGCGCACCUGCCACUGGGGCUUCGACUCGGCCAAGUGGCCCUGCUACCUGCAGCUGGGCAGGAAGCACCUGGGCUCGCCGGAGGAGGCCGAGCUCAAGCAGCUGCUGGACCAGAUGAAGGAGAAGUUCAGCUACCAGCCCAAGAGGACGCCGGACAAAAAAGCCGGCUCUGAGGACGGCCAGGCGAGGACGGCGGCCCCCGACUUCUGCUCCUUCAGCAGCAAGCUGUCCGAGAGCGAGCCGGUCAGAAAGGCCAAGUCCCAGCCCGCCCUGGCUUUCAACGGCCUCUACCCCGACAUCAAGCAGGAGCCCGCCCACACGGCCAUCGUCCACCCCAGCUACUUCCUGUACACGUACGACAAAGUGGUGGCGCCCAACGUGUCCCUGCGGAAGGAGGGCGAGGCGGGGCCCGAGGCGCUGGGGGCCCUGCUCAAGCGGCACUGCGGGGAGGCGCGCAGGAGGACCCUGUCCUGCGACCGGGACCAGAACUGGGACCACAACCGGGACCACGACCGCGACCGCGCCGCAGACUCGGAGUCUCGCGCGCGGAGCCAGGAGGAGCUUGGGUCCCAGCGCGAGGCCCGGGCGGUCGCCAUGGAGACGGGCCCCGGCGAGGACGCCCACGCGGCAGCCAAGGACGCGAGCUGGGAGGACGACAAGGACAGGAUGGUGCUGGAGAUCGUGCAGAUGUACAGCCGGCAGCAGGAGAGGCUGCACUCCACCCUCCACAAGCAGAUGCAGCUGGAGAUGGAGCUGGAGGCGCUGCGCGGGGGCGAGGCCGUGCGUCUGCGGGAGCUGUCGGCGGAGCGCUGCGAGCUGCAGAGCGAGCUGGAGGCGGUGCACACUGAGCACGCUCAGAGGCUGGGGGAGGUGCGCCAGGAGCAGAGGGACCUGGAGCGCAGGCUGGAGCAGCUGAGACAGCAGAGCUGCGCGUGCGAGCCCAGCUCGCAGCACGACCAGGAGGCCCGCUACGCCGCGCAGCUGUCGGAGCUGCGGAGGCGGCUGGACCGGGCGGAGGCGGACCGCGAGGAGCUGCAGGAGGAGCUGUGCAGGGAGCGGGAGGCGCGGGAGAAGCUGGAGCUCAUGAUCUCCCGGCUCAAGGAGCAGAUGUCCGAGGCGGCGGCAGCAGUGGCGGCGGGGAAGCCCUCGCCCGCCGGCCCCGCACCCGGAACCCCGCCCCCGGCCUCGUCCCCGGCCGAGGUCAGCCCCGCCCACGAGUAGAGGGGCCUCCGGAGGCCCUGGCACCCUGCUACAGACUCUACAGCCUGCGCUGGAAAGACAAAGCAGCCCUCUUUCACGGCUGCUCUCCUCUGCUCCCCCCCCCCUCCUCGUUGUUUUAUUUUCUUUAACGUGGAAGUACCGUUUCUUUUUUUCCAACUUCUGUGAAAAUGAGGGUUCACAUUCAUAUUCGUUCACUCUAAACAGUAUUUAAUUUCUUUUGUUGAGAUGUGAAAGUUUUUUUUUUUAAUUUAAAGUUUUACAGAAAUGCUGCUUUUGCAGGCGGCAGGGUGUUCUUUUGGGAGCUUUGCCCGGCCCCGUGGUCCCACCCUGUUGCCCUGCCCCCCUCCAUACAGACCCCGCCCCUCAACGAUUCCUGCGCCCGCCCCCCCCCCCCUGUGGGCGGGGCUUCGGCUGUACCUGGGAUCGAGACGGACUCUCCUCUCCCUCAGCCUCUCAAGUGACUGAAAGGAACUUUUGCCAACGUUCACUUUAUAGUAUAUCACGUUUAUACUACCUGACUGACACGACAGGCACCACGGAUACAAAAUGGCGCCGUCCGCGUGUUCCUCCUGUACAUGCGGCCAAGGGUCCGUACCAGCAUCGGCGGGAAACCGCGGAGCGCGGACAUAUUUAUUUUUUACUCGUUAAUGCUAAAAGACAAAAAAAAAAAAGAAAGAGGUUAUUAAUGUUUAAGAGUAUGAAAACAUUAUCG
This is a messenger RNA of Anguilla anguilla (European eel), 3713 nucleotides long. It is a transcript of the gene skila, whose product is annotated as SKI-like proto-oncogene a. The record is from RefSeq and is a predicted model, not a curated record. Bases 695 to 3001 code for a protein of 768 amino acids. Gene Ontology annotation, molecular function: DNA-binding transcription factor activity, RNA polymerase II-specific; SMAD binding; RNA polymerase II cis-regulatory region sequence-specific DNA binding. Gene Ontology annotation, cellular component: nucleus. The transcript is spliced from 8 exons. Gene Ontology annotation, biological process: negative regulation of BMP signaling pathway. Lineage: Eukaryota; Metazoa; Chordata; Actinopteri; Anguilliformes; Anguillidae.